AAUCGAUAAUUUCUUUUACAAUUCAUCCAGUACUGAAGUUGGUUGAAUCGUUUGAUACAGUCGGGAGGCUCAUUGGAGCUGUAGGAUUUACUCUUAAAGAUGGCUUGUUCAGGAAUCAACGAGCAUCAUGAGGCGAGACGACGACAAAACCAAUACGAGAGAAAGGCUUUUGUUCGCAUGAUGAUACUGAAAGACAAUGAGCGUGAUGACUGUCAGCUGAUGCAGGCUCCUCAAGGUUCUUACGAGACAGAGCUAGUUCAUCUCAGAAAAUUGGGAAGUCCUCCUGGAGACACAUCAGGCUUAGGUCAUGACCCCUUAUCUACAGACAGGCAAAGAAGAGAAGAUUUAAGACAACAACAAAAUGUAGAAUAUUCGGCUAAAUUGCCCAAAAGAUUUAAUAUGGACCAGGAGAGGUCCAGUCCAAUGUUUUAG
Ylistrum balloti is the source of this 432-nucleotide messenger RNA. RefSeq lists its product as uncharacterized. The record is from RefSeq and is a predicted model, not a curated record. Lineage: Eukaryota; Metazoa; Mollusca; Bivalvia; Pectinida; Pectinidae. The transcript has 5 exons. The coding region runs from base 100 to 432 and encodes 110 amino acids.